Molecule: messenger RNA, 2908 nt
Organism: Sinocyclocheilus grahami
Lineage: Eukaryota; Metazoa; Chordata; Actinopteri; Cypriniformes; Cyprinidae
Product: lysine-specific demethylase 4B-like
Exons: 16
Coding region: 161-2908 (915 amino acids)
Biological process (GO): regulation of gene expression; chromatin remodeling
Cellular component (GO): nucleus; chromatin
Molecular function (GO): histone H3K9 demethylase activity
Source: RefSeq, a predicted model, not a curated record
UCACGGCACACGUCGCGCUGCAGUGGGCGGAGACGCGGCCCAGCGCUGCUGAAACACAACCGAGCCUUUGGAAUCCAGAAAACGGAUAGAAUCGAGAAGAAAACCGCGACAAAAAGAGCAAAAAACGAGCAAGAGCUGGAGCAUUAGCUGACCUGCAGUCAUGGAUCCGGCUUUACCUCCAGACCUGAACCCUGAGCCUGAACCGGCUCCAGACGUCACUUCACAAGCAGACGCCGUUCAAGAUUCUCCAGUCCAGCCCACCCUGGAUUCGAACCCGCAGCCAUACCUGGAACCGGUUUCAGAACCGACCCUGAACCCAGAAAUAAAGCCAGAACUAUCAGCACCAGAACUCACACCAGAACUACCGAUCCCAGAACCGGCCCCGGCUCCAACGCCUCCUCCAGCGGCCAACUCCUCCUACAAGAUCAUGACCUUCAGACCCACCAUGGAGGAGUUCAAGGACUUUGGGAAGUACAUCGCUUACAUCGAGACCCAAGGAGCUCAUCGUGCCGGUCUGGCGAAGGUUAUUCCGCCGAAGGAGUGGAAGCCGCGGCGUUCCUACGAGACCAUUGAAGAGAUGGUCAUUCCCGCUCCCAUCAUGCAAGUGGUGACCGGCCAAUCAGGACUCUUCACGCAAUACAACAUCCAGAAGAAGUCCAUGACGGUCGGAGAAUAUCGCAAACUGGCCAAUAGUAAAAAGUACUGCACCCCUCAACACAAGGACUUUGACGACCUGGAAAGAAAGUACUGGAAAAACUUGACGUUUGUGUCGCCCAUUUACGGCGCCGACAUCAGCGGGUCCCUUUAUGACCCGGACAUCACGGAGUGGAACAUCGGCCAUCUGAACACUCUUCUGGACAUGGUGGAGCAGGAGUGUGGGAUCGUCAUCGAGGGCGUCAACACGCCAUACCUGUACUUCGGCAUGUGGAAAACCACCUUCGCCUGGCACACGGAGGACAUGGACCUCUACAGCAUCAACUACCUGCAUUUCGGCCAACCAAAGUCCUGGUAUGCCAUUCCUCCUGAGCACGGCAAGAGGUUGGAGCGGCUGGCACAAGGUUUUUUCCCAGGAAGUUCUCAGGGCUGCGACGCGUUUCUCCGUCACAAGAUGACCCUCCUUUCUCCAUCCAUCCUGAAGAAAUACAGCAUCCCCUUUGACAGAAUCACGCAGGAGGAGGGCGAGUUCAUGAUCACGUUCCCGUACGGAUAUCACGCCGGAUUCAACCACGGCUUCAACUGCGCCGAGUCCACGAACUUCGCAACCCUGCGCUGGAUCGACUACGGCAAGAUGGCCACACAGUGUACGUGCCGUAAGGACAUGGUGAAGAUCUCCAUGGACGUCUUCGUUCGCUGUCUGCAGCCUGACCGCUACGAGCUGUGGAAACAGGGGAAAGACAACACGGUCCUGGACCACCUGAAACCCACGAGCCUCACCAGCUCCAAGCUGGAGCACUGGAGGAAUACCAGAGUCACGUACAGAGAGAAGCUCCUGCGCAGAGCUCAGGCGAGGAUGAAACAGUUCCGGCGUCUGAAGCUGGAGGAGGUGAAGGUCCUGGCGGAGGAGGGAGUGGAGCUGGAUAUGAGUGAGUAUCUACAUAAGGUGGAGGAGCGCGAGCAGCAGCGACGUCAGCAAAGGGACGAGCGCAUGGCGCGGGAGGCGCUCCUCACGCUGGAGGCGCUGGAGAGGGAGGAGCAGGAGCAGGCGGAAGCGGCGCUUCGGGAAGAAGCCGGUGAAGACGGAAAAACAGAUUCCCAGGAUCCUCCGCCGGAAAACAGAGAGGAGGAGAAGAAGAAGAAGAAGAAAAAGAAGAAGCCAAAGCAUCCCGACGAGCUCUCCUUCCAGCAGGUGUUUGAGCAUUUCGCUUCCAGCGACAUUGAGAGUAAUGGAGCCGCUCCCGGCCUGCAGCCAAGUCCCUUCACGAAGCUGAAGAAGAAAGUUGAGGUAAAGAAGAGUCGAAGACAUCCAUUCAGCAAGCCGCCCAUGCGCUCUCCUCACUCCAUAGUCAAACAGGAAGCUUCCAGCGACGAGGAGCUGUACUCUGGGCUGCCUGUAGGUGGCGGCGUUCAGCCGGAGGCCAAGAAGUCCGAGGAGAGCGCGCUGUGGCAGAACCGUUUGCCAAACUUCCUGGCCGAGAAACAGUUCAACGCUGCGAUGGCGACCAUCGAGCCGCACUGCGCCGUCUGCACGCUCUUCUGUCCGUACACACAGCCCAUUAAGGACCCCUUCCACCUCUCAGACACAUCCGGUCUGGUGUCGCGGGUCGGCUGUCGCACGAGUCCGCUGGUUCCAGAGAUGUGCUUCAGCGCGGGUGCCGAGAACACCGAACCGCUGCCGUCGAACUCCCACAUCGGUGACGACGGCACCAGCAUCCUGCUGUCCUGCGGGAGCUGCGGCCUACAGGUCCACGCCAGUGAUUCGUCAUGCUACAAAGGUUGCAACUCAAGUUUCAUGUUUCCUCGUUACGAUUUGCAGAAGUGCGUCUACUGCCACAAGACGACCAAGCAGAUCUUCGGCGCGUGUAUCCAGUGCUCGUUGGACAACUGCUCCACGUCCUUCCACGUCACCUGCGCCCUCCUCGCCGGAGUCGUCAUGAAGCCGGCCGAUUGGCCGUAUGUGGUGUCCGUCACUUGCCACAAACACAAACAGACCAAUCAGAAGGUCAAAAACAGCUCCCGCGAGCUGUCUUUAGGUCAGGAGGUCAUCGGGAGGAGCAGCAACGGUUGGUUCUAUCGCUGCACCAUCACCGGCAUCGGCACGCAGAACUACUACGAGGUCAACUUUGAUGACGGCUCCUACUGUGAUAAUGUCUUCCCAGAGAACCUGCUGGUGAGAAUGUUUUUUCAUUAUUAUGGUGAUCAUGGUUGCCAAGUGGCUUUGGUCUGGAAGUCCAUUUCCACGACUAAAUAA